CUGAGGGUCAACUAAAAGGAACCUUUGGGUUCUGUGGUAAAAGUAGAUAGUUUAAAAACCGGAUAGCCAUUGUAGAGGCUCGCAUACAGAUACAGACUUUAGAAAGGACUAAAAAGAGCAUUUUCUUCUGAACCUGAGCAUUGGAGCUUCACUUGAUCCUGAUUUUCAACAAUGCCACAUCUGACGGAUAUGCCAAAGAAAAUGAACGACCUAAUGUCCCAAACGGCAAAUGUGACUUUAGCUAUCGCCAUGCUUUACAUUUUCCAGUACAUCUUUAAUUCGGAGUUUCCGUGCUCGUGUACAGCUCAGUUUCAACCUCUUGGGAAAGUUUACAUAGCGGUCAUUCCUGUCAUAAUGUUCUUUAUUUUCAAGAUGGUUAAACCAAACACAUCAAAGUCACUUUCAUGCCUGGUCUGUUGCCACUGCUCUGAGACGUGCUACAGUCUUUGUCUUCAAAUACUUCAACUUUUUGGAAUUUAUCUGUUUUGGGGGUGUUUUAUUCUUUUAGACGGUGACUUAUAUCUCUGUCUGAUGACCAAAGCUAAUGCUACACUCCGCGCCAUUCCAUGCAAGAAGAACACAACCUUUGAAGAAAACUUGAUAAUUACGAGCUAUAAAAACGUUUCCAGGGUAUCAGGCAUAGCCAGCAUAGCUCUCUGUAUCACUGGAUGGUGGCUGAUAUCGAAGAUAACAAGUGUUGGGAUUCAUUGUGAAAGUAUCAGUUGGAGAUCUAUGAAGGACUGCUGCUUCAUGCUCUGUAAAAAGGAGCCUUACUACAAGAGACAGUAUGAGAUCAUCCUGGCUAAUGAAACAAAUAAACACUUGAUUGAAAAUUUAGAAACAAUUGCCAAAGAUCGAGCAGAAAUGAUGUGUAAACAGCACAUCAAAGACAUUAAACAAUAUGAGCAUAAUACGGACAGAGGAUCAAUGGAGGAUGUUGAGAAUUCUUGGGCUACAAUCUCUAAGUCACAUUUCUAUGUCAGAGAUUUCUAAGGGCAAUGCAAAAAAAUAUUAACAGGUCUGACAGUCUGUGACUGGUGUCAUCUUUAAAAAAAUAAAUGCUUGCUAUUUGCUUGGUUCCAGCACUAAAGCAAUUAAUUGAAUCAAAACCUUUGUAAUACCUAUUUUUAUUGAUAAUUUUGACUAUGAUAUUAUUUUAUAAUUGUUAAAUUCCUAUAUUGAGUUCUCAU
Messenger RNA from Xyrauchen texanus (razorback sucker), 1190 nucleotides. RefSeq lists its product as uncharacterized. Bases 172 to 993 code for a protein of 273 amino acids. The record is from RefSeq and is a predicted model, not a curated record. The transcript has 2 exons. NCBI's taxonomy places the organism in Eukaryota, Metazoa, Chordata, Actinopteri, Cypriniformes, Catostomidae.